Molecule: messenger RNA, 2590 nt
Organism: Marmota flaviventris (yellow-bellied marmot)
Lineage: Eukaryota; Metazoa; Chordata; Mammalia; Rodentia; Sciuridae
Gene: Pnma1
Product: PNMA family member 1
Source: RefSeq, a predicted model, not a curated record
GUUGUUGAGAAGGACGCGCCAUCGCCUCUGCAGCUGCUGUGGCCCGGGUGUUGGGCCACCUCUGCCCGCCCUCGCCUCCGCUGCCUCCAGUCCCUUUUCUCUGUUGUUCCCGCGCCUUUGCUGCUUCGGUCCCCAGUCCUCGCUGCCCGGAAGGGUCCCCGCACCAGCGAAGCCGCCACUCGCCGGCUGACCCGGCUGCGGUCGCGGAUUGUCUCUCCCUCGGUCCGCCGAGGACCCGCUCCUGGUCCACCUGAAGGCCACCUGAAGGCCAGGCUUCGGCCCCGAAGUCCGAUUGACUUCUGGAGCACCUUUGAGCGCCCAGCCGCCGCUGCUGCAGGAGGAGCGGCCACGCCCCGCGAGCACACUCGGCGAUCCCCGGCCCUGAGGCUCGUGCCUUCGCCUCCCGCCCUUCCUUCUCGCCUUCUGCACUGCAACGACGCGACGCCCCGGCUGCUGGCUGCGGACCCCAACCCGAGACGCAAGAUGGCGACCGCCGCGUGACUGAGCUUCCCGAGACCCAGCUGCGCGGACCCGCCGGCUAACUGACUUUGGGGGCAGGAAACGGGCGAGACCAGAACUUUGGUGUCAUUUGUUAAUUGUGAUUGCGUGAAGCUUGUCGCCCUCUGUCCUGCUUGGAGGGUGUGUCGCAUUGUUCUAAAUCGCAGAUUACGGUGAGCCAGUCUAAUCCAUAUUUGUAUAAUUGGCGCCCUUGAUAGUUGGGGAAAUGGCAAUGACACUGUUGGAAGACUGGUGCAGGGGGAUGGAUGUGAACUCCCAGAGAGCUCUGCUGGUCUGGGGGAUCCCAGUAAACUGUGAUGAGGCUGAAAUCGAAGAGACCCUCCAGGCUGCGAUGCCUCAGGUACCCUAUCGAGUACUUGGGAGAAUGUUCUGGAGGGAAGAAAAUGCGAAAGCAGCCUUGUUAGAGCUCACUGGGGCGGUAGAUUACGCCGCGAUCCCCAGGGAGAUGCCAGGUAAAGGAGGAGUUUGGAAAGUGGUCUUUAAGCCCCCCACUUCCGAUGCUGAGUUUUUAGAAAGGUUGCACCUCUUUCUAGCUAGAGAGGGGUGGACCGUGCAGGAUGUUGCCCGUGUCCUUGGGUUUCAGAACCCUGUUCCCGCCCCAGGUCCAGAAAUGCCAGCAGAGAUGCUCAACUACAUUUUGGAUAAUGUUAUUCAGCCUCUUGUUGAGUCCAUAUGGUACAAGAAGCUGACUCUGUUCUCUGGGAGGGACAUCCCUGGGCCUGGAGAGGAGACCUUUGAUCCGUGGCUGGAGCACACUAAUGAGGUCAUAGAAGAGUGGCAGGUGUCUGAUGUAGAAAAGAGGCGGCGGUUGAUGGAGAGUCUGAGAGGCCCCGCCGCUGAUGUUAUUCGCAUCCUCAAGACCAACAACCCUGCCAUAACCACCGCGGAAUGCCUGAAGGCGCUUGAGCAGGUGUUUGGGAGCGUGGAGAGCUCUAGGGAUGCGCAGGUCAGAUUUCUGAACACUUACCAGAACCCAGGAGAAAAGUUAUCUGCUUAUGUCAUUCGUCUGGAGCCUUUGCUGCAGAAGGUGGUGGAGAAGGGGGCCAUUGAUAAAGAUAACGUGAACCAGGCCCGCCUGGAGCAGGUCAUUGCCGGGGCCAACCACAGCGGGGCCAUCCGGAGGCAGCUGUGGCUGACGGGGGCUGCGGAAGGGCCGGCCCCUAACCUUUUCCAGUUGCUGGUGCAGAUCCGCGAGGAGGAGGCCAAGGAGGAAGAGGAGGAGGCUGAGGCCGCUCUACUGCAGUUAGGCCUGGAGGGGCACUUCUAAGUAUCAGGAGAGGGGGCUUUAGUGCAGACCUAGAUCGCAGCUGCUUUCGUUAUACCUGUGCGGUCUUCAGGCGUGUCUCUUGAGUAGUGAAGACUUAGCCUUUUAUUUUGUUUUUUUUUUCCCCCCCGGGGUGGGUGGGACAGGGCGGGGAAGUCAGGCCUGCAUACCCCUGUAACAUCCGUAAAAUUGUGCAAGCUAGCACUGUAAGCUGCAGCAAUGAUACAAGUGGGUCAUGCUGGCUAAAACGCCAGAGAAAGGCUUGGACACAAUGAUUGGUGCAAGCUGUCAUCGUGGCAUCAUCGUCCUUCGUGAAAAAACGUGAACCUGUGACACUUCCUAUUGAGAUAAAUGUGAAAUUGCAUGUUCAGAUGUUUAGUGCAGGGCCUGGCUCACGGGAAGUGUUCAGUAAAAAUGUGAACUGUUAUAUUUGUUACUAAUAUCGUGACUAGUUUCUGUUUACUGUAAAUUGCUCCUGAUUUAUAUUAAUGGAACUAAAUGCGAAUUUAUUAGUUGCUAUUGCUCAGCUUUACAAUGCAGAUUUAUUUCUCAUCUUUUGGCAUCAAUUUAACUGAAAAGUAUUCUGAGACUACAAAAUGGGGUGUAUGGAAAUACUGCAGUUAUGGAGCUGUGUAAAUCAAUUUUUCACAGGAUGAGAUAAAUCGCAUGGGGAGGUUGGUAUGAGUAACCCAUUCCUCCACUUCUGGUCUUUGUUACGAAAUAAUUCUUGUUCAUGCUGAUUCUAAGUGUUUAAAGUUUGAAGUUAUAUCAAAUAGACGUAUACAAAUAAAAAUAAUUUAAAAGUUU